Molecule: messenger RNA, 2595 nt
Organism: Bombus huntii
Lineage: Eukaryota; Metazoa; Arthropoda; Insecta; Hymenoptera; Apidae
Product: activating molecule in BECN1-regulated autophagy protein 1-like
Exons: 10
Coding region: 508-2172 (554 amino acids)
Biological process (GO): autophagy
Cellular component (GO): intracellular membrane-bounded organelle
Molecular function (GO): protein binding
Source: RefSeq, a predicted model, not a curated record
UUUUUGCCGAUAUUAUAUUAUAAAAAAGCCUUAUAGCCAUUUUUAGCGCCAAAAUAUCAAUCAAAAAGUAAUUGUGAACUUUGGCGCUAGCUGUAUCGAAUUAUAGAUAAACGCUAUUGUGUAGAAUGCACACGCAUGUGAAAAAAAUUCCAUAACCUAUAAGGUAUUCCCGCGCGAAAGUUCAUAGAUCCUAAAGUGUUUGAUAUGAAACUAUGCUUAUCACUGUUAUGUAUACUAGUAUAUAUACAUAUCGGUGAUGCUUAUCCUCUAUUGCUUUUGUAUUUUGAGCUCUAAGCUUGAAUAUCUGAUUUGAAGAUCUGAGUGCCUUCAGGAAGCGGUGGGGAUAACAGAUAACACAGACAGCACGGCCACAUUCUAACAAGAUACCACUGUAUUUCCAGGUAGUAUUGGCUAUGCUUUUGAAUAAUUAAUGUAAUGUAGAUUCCUAUGAUAACAUAUACGCGUGUUAAACAACAAUGUUUAGCAUGCAAAUUGAUAUCCUGCUAAAUGGAGCAGGUUAAGGAAAGACCAGAACUGCUUCAUUGCAAUCACUCUCAUAACAUAUUACAAAACUUAAUGCUUAGAGAUUUGGGACUUUUAUAUUACAAAUGCUAUAAAACUACAACACGUGCAUUAGAAUCAGCAGCUGAAAUGAAAUUAGUUGGAAGAAAGCAUAGAGAAUUGGAAUAUGAUCUGCCAGGAUAUCCUAGAGCAACAUUUUUAAUGGUUUUCAGUCCUGACGGCACUAAAAUAGCAUCAGCCCAUGGAAAUCACAGUGUUUAUAUUACUGAUGUAGCAACUAGAAAAAACAUUAAAAUUCUUUCUGGUCAUCCACGCACUCCAUGGUGUAUUGCAUUUCAUCCCUCUUCUAGUUACAUACUAGCAUCUGGUUGCCUUGGUGGUCAAGUACGGGUUUGGGAUUUAAGGGGUGAUAGCAAGGUUUGGAAUGCGACAAGUCGGACAGUUAUAGCUUCUCUUGCCUUCCAUCCAUCAGAAAAAUUACUUGUUAUAGCAACAAAUAAUCAAAUACACUUUUGGGAUUGGAGUCGACCUGAACCCUUUGCAGUAAUAUCUACAAAAUCUACCAUAGAAAAAGUAAGAUAUGUAGCUUUUGACAAUUUAGGAAAGAAAUUAAUCACAGGCAUUGGAAAUAAUUAUAUAAGAGAAUCAAGAGUAUUCAGAUCCCGUUUAAGGCCUCCGAGAACGACGCAUAAUAGUCAAGUACCAUGUAACCAUCCUGAAAGAACUGAUCAAAAUGAAGCGAUUCAAUCGUCUAGAACCAUGGGACCCGAACCUUCACACAGUACUCAAUCGAAUUUACACGAUAGUGUAUCAGUAGGUAAUGAUGAAAGCUGCAUACUACUAUAUCCCUAUAAUUCAAGGCGGGGAACAGGAAGAGGAAGAGGGGAGUUGAAUCCUCUACAUGAGGAGGAUGAAAGAACUCCUUCUUCAGUUCUGAGGCACCUUAUACUUUUACAUGCACCUUUAGACAGUGAUUAUGGGUUUCGUUAUAUAAAAACAGAACUAAUAGGAUUUAUAUGCAAUGAAAUAUUAAAUUUUUUAGAAGAUGUCUCAGCAGUAGUGUUAAACUUCUCAGGAAUCUCCAGUUAUCGUGUGCAAGCAUGGGACUUCUCUAAGGGGGAAAUACCUGAUAUUAAAAACUCUGAAAAAAAUGUUGUUAUACACAAGUGUAAAAUACGUAAUGACGCUAGCAUAAAUAUUUCCUCGGACGGAAAACUAUUGGCAACAUGCUUUAUGGGAGCUGCAGGAGUUUACAGUUUACAAUGGGAAACGUUAGGAGAAGAAAUUUAUUGGGCGGAAGUAUAUAAUUCUGUGAUUUCUGUAUCAAUUUCGCCGACACAGGAGCAUCUUUUAGUAGGUCUAGCAAGGAGUGCUAUUGGAAAAGAAUAUACUAUGGCUAUUAUUUACAGACUAACACAUAAACAAUCUGAAAGUAACAAACCACGUAUGCAAGACUUGGACUUUAAUAAUCUAGCGAAAUAUUUACAUUUCAUGAGUAAAAGGAACACUAUGUUGUGGGUUAGAGAUUUACUACAAAGUAAUCAAUCAACUGGAGGACAUACAAGCAUAAAUUGUAUCAGGUGGGCACCACAACCUGGCCAAGGUUUAAUUUAUGCUACUAACACUGGCCGGUUAGCUAUUCUUCAUUAACGUAAUUAUAAUGUUAUUGUAAAAAUAGAAAUUCGACGAUUAUUUUAUCGAUAUUUUAUCGAAAAACAAUUGUGUACGAAGACAGAAGUUUAUUGUUACACGUCUUUCAAGGGAUAUAUUAUCAGAAACAUAAUAAAACUUACUAUUAAGUCACCAAUAUUAUACAUUUCGACAAGCAAUUUAAUACAGUGCUGUAAUUUAAAUAUCGGUUUUAUUUUUAUUUUAUUAUUACAUUUAAUUUUUGUUUGAUUUCAAUAUUAUUUUCAUUUUUAAAUCCUUUUGUGUAGAUGAUUUUUUCAAUUCUAAUAUUACAAAAAGACUAAUGUAUUAGUAUUAGCUAAUAUUAGUACAUAUUUGUUGAAAGUAAAAAGUGCAGGGUACUUGAAUGGAAGAUUUAUAAAUAAAUUCAUAUAUAUUUUUAAA